Messenger RNA from Striga hermonthica, 1725 nucleotides. The record is from the annotation of a GenBank genome assembly. Lineage: Eukaryota; Viridiplantae; Streptophyta; Magnoliopsida; Lamiales; Orobanchaceae.
AUGAUCUAUGUUCAGAGAACCCAAUUGGUGAGCUGUUGUUUGAACUGUGAGACUCUUGUCCUUGAAGGUCUGAGUGAUUGUAGAUUGGAGAUGGUGGUCUCUGUUGGUUGUCAGCAAGCUAUUGAAGAAAAGGUUCGAGCUUUGGUGGAGAAAUUGAACCCCAUCCCCUUCAUACCCAACAAGAUCCCCGAUUUCGCCAAGCACGAGAGGCUUCUGGCAAAUCUCGGCCUAUGGGACUUCGUUCACAUCGAUUUGGAUAGAAACAUAAGGGUCGAUUUGAUUGCGGAGCUGAUUGCUACUUACGAGCCGAAAAUUCGAGCUAGCUAUGUCGAUGGUUAUCGAAUCUCUGUCAGUAGAGCUGACCUGGCCCGUGCUUUCAAGUUGCCUGUGAAGAAGAAGGGGACUGCAGCAGGUGGGUUUGAUGUUGACCUGGAAAACGAGCCUCUCUCAGACGAGUCAAUAGGGUUUGUUAGCGAGCUUGUUUCAGACUGGUUGCUUUUGCAUGAGGAGGACACGUGGAUGAUGCCAAAUGAGGUGACCGAUUGGUUCAAGCUGAUAAGAGACGGGCAUCCGGAGAAGGUGGAUUGGGCUAGCAUGUUCUGGUUUAUGGUGGAGAAAGAGUUGAAGCAAGGAAGUCAGUUAAGGGACUGCCACUAUGCAUCCCAUUUGCAGCACCUGAUCAAGUGUCAGCGUGAACAUUUGUUUUCUGCAGUGAAACCUGAUUCCGAAAAUGAUAAGGAAGAAGAUCAUGGAGUUAUUAAAGAAGGGGUUGAUGUUGAUGUGAAUGUUGUUGGUGAAAAAACUAACAAUCUAGAGGAAAAGGAUUUUCCAGUGGAAGGACCCAGCACGGUACUUUCGCUCGGACAGGAUGGUGAGAAAGAAGAAGUUGUAAAAGAUGUCGAGAUGGUGGAUGAAAAUUGCAAGGAUCGUGAUGGUGAUGAUGAGGUGGCGGAGGAUGGGGACGAGCAAGGGCAGUGGCUUUUUAAUGGGACAAACGAGUUUGGAAAGCAUUUUAUGAGGCGUUGUGCUGCAAAACAUAAUGAGGAAUUUGGGAGAUUUGAUGAAAAAAAGGAGGAAGAAGAAGAAGAAGAAGAAGUACAGAUUGAAGAGGAUGAGGUGCCGGAGGAGGAGGAGGAAGAUGGGGACGAAAACGAGAAUAAAUUUGGUCUUUCCCCGAGCCACCAUGAUUCUCUCAACAAGGAAGGGUAUACCGGCAAUUACCUUCAAUCAAUGGAAGUAAACCAAAUGGCCUUCAACCCACAAGAUCAGCUUGGUAGGCAAUCUUCAAUGGAUGACAUGAGCCUGUUCAACAAUAUGGGGAAGAGGGUGCUCGAGCAAAACGAAACCCAUCUCAUGGAUAAUCCUAACGAGCCGAACAAAAAAUUAAGGAUAAGCAAUUCGUGGGACCACAACAACAAGCACAUGGAUUUCGGCGCUAUAGAGUCUGGUCGAUUAAAUAAUAUUGUGCAACUCCAUCUGCCACCGAUCGCACUCCGCCAACGGCCGCCGGACAUCGCGUGCACACACACACACAAACAUCCACCUCCAUGGGAAUUGAGUCUUAAAAAAAGAAAAACGAAAAUCACAAGCAGCUCACUUGUUGUCCCGCUGGCGUCCGGCCCGUCGAUGGCGUCGGCUGAGACAUCAGCGAAUCAGGCUAAGGCGUCGUGCUCCGGCGAUAGUCAAGGGCGGCAGGGAGGUGCGCCGGCGAGAAAUGCGGCAUAG